GCGCGCAGUCCAGCCGCGCCUCCGGAAGCGGAAGUGGCCGCGGCCGCUGACCUCCGGUCUGGGUGCUGGGCGGAGCGGCGCGGCGGGCUGAGCGGAGCCACGCGGGCGCCAUGAAGGAGACGGACCGCGAGGCGGUGGGCACGGCCGUGCAGCGGGUGGCGGGCAUGCUGCAGCGGCCCGACCAGCUGGACAAGGUGGAGCAGUACCGCCGCCGCGAGGCCCGCAAGAAGGCGUCAGUGGAGGCGCGGCUCAAGGCUGCCAUCCAGUCACAACUGGAUGGGGUGCGCACAGGCCUGAGCCAGUUGCAUAGUGCCCUCACUGAUGUCAAGGACAUACAGCGAUCCCUAGCUGAUGUCAGCACAGACUGGAGGCAGAGCAUCAACACAAUCGAGAGCCUCAAGGACGUGAAGGACGCUGUGGUGCGGCACAGCCAGCUUGCUGCUGCUGUGGAGAACCUGAAGAGCAUCUUCUCAGUGCCUGAGAUUGUGAGGGAGACCCAGGACCUCAUAGAACAAGGGGAGCUCCUGCAGGCCCACCGUAAGCUCAUGGACCUGGAGUGCUCUCGUGAUGGGCUGAUGUAUGAGCAGUACCGCAUGGACAGUGGGAACACGCGUGACAUGACCCUCAUCCACAGCUACUUUGGGAGCACACAGGGACUCUCUGAUGAGCUGGCCAAACAGCUAUGGAUGGUGCUGCAGAGAGCAUUGGUCACUGUCCGCCGUGAUCCCACCCUCCUGGUCUCAGUUGUCAGGAUCAUCGAAAGGGAAGAAAAAAUAGACAGACGCAUCCUUGACCGGAAAAAGCAAACAGGCUUUGUUCCUCCUGGGAGACCCAAGAAUUGGAAGGAGAAGAUGUUUGCCAUUCUGGACAGAACUGUGACCACUCGAAUUGAGGGCACGCAAGCCGACACCAGGGAGUCCGACAAGAUGUGGCUUGUGCGCCACCUGGAGAUCAUUCGGAAAUAUGUCCUGGAUGACCUCCUUGUGACCAAGAACCUCAUGGUGCAAUGCUUCCCUCCGCAUUACGAGAUCUUCAGGCACCUUCUACAAAUGUACCAUCAGGCUCUGAGUACACGCAUGCAGGAGCUCGCAUCUGAAGAUCUGGAAGCAAAUGAGAUUGUGAGCUUGUUGACGUGGGUCUUAAACACCUAUACCAGUGCAGAGAUGAUGGGGAACGUGGAGCUAGCCCCAGAGGUGGAUGCCAGCAGCCUGGACUCUCUUCUCUCUCCACACAUGGUCUCAGAACUGCUCGACACCUACAUGUCAACCCUCACUUCCAAUAUCAUUGCCUGGCUGCGGAAAGCACUGGAAACUGACAAGAAAGAUUGGUUACGAGAGACGGAACCAGAAGCUGACCAAGAUGGCUACUAUCAGACCACGCUCCCUGCCAUUGUGUUCCAGAUGUUUGAGCAGAACCUUCAAGUUGCUGCUCAGAUCAGCGAAGAUUUGAAGACGAAGGUGCUGGUUCUGUGUCUUCAGCAGAUGAGCUCUUUCUUAAGCAGGUAUAAAGAAGAAGCUCAGUUGUACAAGGAGGAUCACCUACGUAACCGCCAGCACCCACAGUGCUACGUGCACUACAUGGUUGCCAUCAUUAACAACUGCCAGACCUUCAAAGAAUCUGUAGUCAGCCUGAAAAGGAAGUACAUGAAGAGCAGCUUGGACCCAGACCUGUCUCUGAGCCAACCCAGUGUGGAUGGAAUUCUAGACAGCAUUGCACAGGAGGGCUGCAGCAGCCUGCUGGAGGAGGUCUUCUUGGACCUAGAGCAACAUCUCAAUGAGCUGAUGACAAAGAAAUGGCUUAUCGGCUCCAAUGCUGUAGACAUCAUCUGUGUCACCGUGGAGGACUACUUCAAUGACUUUGCACGAAUUAAGAAGCCAUACAAGAAGAGGCUGACAGCUGAGGCGCACAGGCGUGUGGUGGUGGAGUACCUGAGGGCUGUUAUGCAGAAGCGCAUCUCCUUCCGGAGUGCAGAAGAACGCAAGGAGGGCGCUGAGAGGAUGGUCCGGGAGGCUGAGCAACUUCGAUUCCUAUUCCGGAAGCUGUCUUCUGGACUUGGCGAAGAAACAGAUGGACACUGUGACACCAUCGUUGCUGUUGCCGAGGUCAUUAAGCUGACAGACCCUUCUCUACUCUACCUGGAAGUCUCAACGCUGGUCAGCAAAUACCCAGACAUUAGGGAUGACCACAUUGGAGCGUUACUGGCCAUGCGAGGGGACGCCAGCAGGGACAUGAAGCAGACCAUCAUUGAGACUCUGGAGCAGGGCUCUGCUCAGGCCAACCCCAACUAUGUGCCCAUCUUCAAGGAGAUUACUGUCCCCAGUCUGAAUGUGGCCAAGCUCCUCAAGUAGCCCAUGCCACCACUGUUUGCUAAGUCAUACUCCAGCCAAGACUCAGUCCACACUGGGUGUUAUAGACCUGGGUGCCAUCUGCAAGACUCUCAAGCAUGAGAACCUCCUUGGUGAGGUAGGACAAUGAGGGAGGACCAGGAGGCCUAGAUUGAGCACUCCCACUCUUCUGUGUAAUAAAAGCAUGUCACUGCAUCUGUGAGAAGUGGAGUGGGUGCAAAAACUGCUGGGGGGGGAGGGUUGGGGAUCUGAUAGGUGCCUUUAGACUAGAGGCAGCCCAGAUCUGAAACUCAGUGUCCUGCCAAUGCACUGGGGAGAAUGCUUUAUAUCUCAAAGCAAAUGGGAGCCUGCCAGUGUGCUUGAACUUCCUGUGCCUGUCUCCAAGACUGGAUCCUUCCACCUCAGGACCUCCCCAGCUUAAAACUCACAUCUGGAAAGUUCCCCUGGAAGCCCCCCAAAUUGCCAAUUGGUGAAAGAACAUCUUCCAAGUUGGAAAAUACCCAUGCUCGUGCUCUCUUGCUCUCCCUGUUUUUUGUGGGGUUUUUUGUUUUUGUUUUUUGUGAAGCAAAGGACUUUUUAUUGAAGCAUGGAUGUGAGGGAGGAGUAAGUGAGAAGUACAUGCUCAAGAAUGAACACAGAGGCUGGAGUGAUAGCACAGAGGGUAGGGCGUUUGCCUUGCACGCGGCCGACCCGGGUUCGAAUCCCAGCAUCCCAUAUGGUCCCCUGAGCACCGCCAGGGGUAAUUCCUGAGUGCAUGAGCCAGGAAUGACCCCUGUGCAUUGCCGGGUGUGACCCAAAAAGCAAAAAAAUAAAAAAUAAUAAUAAAAAAAAAAUGAAUACA
Messenger RNA from Sorex araneus (European shrew), 3186 nucleotides. RefSeq names its product exocyst complex component 3 (gene EXOC3). Gene Ontology annotation, cellular component: exocyst. NCBI's taxonomy places the organism in Eukaryota, Metazoa, Chordata, Mammalia, Eulipotyphla, Soricidae. The transcript has 13 exons. Bases 111 to 2348 code for a protein of 745 amino acids. Gene Ontology annotation, molecular function: SNARE binding. The record is from RefSeq and is a predicted model, not a curated record. Gene Ontology annotation, biological process: exocytosis; exocyst localization.